GCAUCUCCCCGCAUCUCCCCCCGCACAUCCCCGGGCAUCUCCCCCCGCAUCUCCCCCCGCAUUUCUCCCCGCAUCUCCCCGCUCCGCACCCCAUGGCUCUGCAGCUCCAGCUCCGCACCGUCUCCGGCCUCCGCGGCAGAGCCGACCGCAUCGCCAAGGCGGCUUUCCGAGGGCUCUCCUUCUACACCCGAGUGCUGGAAAGCUGCGAGGACGAGGCCAGGUUUGAGGAGACCUUCCGCUGGCCGGUGGCGAGCAGCAUCGAUGGGAACGAGAUCCUGGAGAUCCAGGUCUUCAACUACAGCAAGGUCUUCACCAACAGGCUCAUCGGCACCUUCCGCAUGGUCCUGCAGAAGGUGGUGGAGGAAGGGCACGUGGAGGUGACGGAUACGCUCAUAGACGACAACAACUCAGCCAUUCAGACCAGCAUCUCCAUAGAGAUCCGGUACCAGGCCCAGGACGGGACGGUGGGCACGUGGAGCGACAAGGAGUUCCUGGAGACCCCCGGGCUCCGCUCGGAGGGGGACGGCAGGUGCCCUCUGGAGACGGACAGCCUCCUCCCCGGCCUUCGGCAGAGCUCGGACGUGUCCCCGGGGAAAUCCAGCCAGCAGCCUGCCGACAGGAGCUUCAGGAGAGCUGGGAAAGGAGUUUUUUCAGCCAUGAAGCUUGGCAAGGCACGUCCCACAAAGGACGACCAUCGGAAGCAAGAUGAACCCGCCGUUCUGGAGGCAGAAGACCUGGACCGAAAAGCCAUGAGGCUCGGAGGGGGGCUGGACCCGGACGCAAUCUCCUUGGCCUCCGUCACGGCCGUAACCACCAAUGUCUCGAAUAAAAGGUCCAAGCCCGACAUCAAAAUGGAGCCGAGUGCCGGGAGGCCGAUGGAUUACCAGGUCAGCGUCACCGUCAUCGAGGCCCGGCAACUGGUUGGGCUCAACAUGGACCCCGUGGUCUGCGUGGAGGUCGGCGAGGAAAAGAAAUACACCUCCAUGAAGGAAUCGACCAACUGCCCUUACUACAAUGAGUACUUCGUCUUCGAUUUCCACGUGCCCCCAGACGUCAUGUUCGACAAGAUCAUCAAGCUGUCCGUGAUCCACUCAAAAAACCUCCUGCGCAGUGGGACUUUGGUAGGCUCCUUCAAGAUGGAUGUUGGGACCGUUUAUACCCAGCCGGAGCACCAGUUCUACCACAAGUGGGCCAUCCUGUCCGACCCCGAGGAUCUCACCGCCGGGCUGAAAGGUUACCUGAAGUGUGACAUCGCCGUCGUAGGGAAGGGUGACAACAUCAAGACUCCACACAAAGCCAACGAGACAGACGAGGAUGAUAUCGAAGGGAACCUCCUCCUCCCAGACGGGGUCCCUCCGGAGAGGCAGUGGGCUCGUUUCUACAUCAAGAUCUAUCGAGCAGAGGGCCUGCCCCGUAUGAACACCAGCAUCAUGGCCAACGUGAAGAAGGCCCUCAUUGGCGAGAACAAGGACUUGGUGGACCCCUACGUGCAGGUGGUCUUCGCGGGGCAGAAGGGGAAGACUUCAGUGCAAAAAAGCAGCUACGAGCCUCUCUGGAACGAGCAGAUAAUCUUCACAGAAAUGUUCCCCCCCUUGUGCAAGCGGAUAAAGGUCCAGAUUCGAGACUCAGACAAAGUCAAUGAUGUGGCCAUUGGUACCCAUUUCAUUGACUUGCGGAAGAUCUCUAAUGAAGGAGACAAAGGCUACCUGCCCACCUUCGGCCCCGCGUGGGUGAACAUGUACGGCUCCACUCGCAACUACACCCUGAUGGACGAGCACCAGGAGCUGAACGAGGGCCUGGGCGAGGGCGUCUCCUUCCGGGCCAGGCUUCUGAUGAGCCUUGCUGUGGAGAUCUUGGACACCAGCAACCCGGAGAUCAACAGCUCCACCGAGGUGCAAGUUGAGCAGGCCACAUCAGUUGCUGAUAACUGCACUGGGAAGAUGGAGGAGUUCUUCCUCUUCGGAGCCUUCCUGGAAGCCACCAUGAUCGACAGGAAGAUUGGUGACAAACCCAUCAACUUCGAGGUCACGAUAGGUAAUUACGGGAACCAGAUCGACGGCACGGCCAAGCCCCUCCUGCGGAGGAAGAAGGAAGGAGGAGAUGGUGACGAGGAGGAGUCGGAGCUGCUGCAGAACUCGAGUGAGGAUGAAGGUGGCGAGGACGGAGAGAUGGUCUCCGUCUCCUCAUCCCAGCCCAUGAAGCCGCUGGUCACAGACAGGAACUACUUCCACCUGCCCUACUUUGAGAAGAAGCCCUGCAUCUACAUCAAGAGCUGGUGGCAGGACCAGCGCCGCAGGCUGUAUAACGCCAACAUCAUGGACAAGAUUGCGGACAAGCUGGAAGAAGGGCUCAAUGAUGUGCAAGAGAUGAUCAAGACGGAGAAGCCUCACCCAGAGCGCCGGCUGCGAGGGGUCCUGGAGGAGCUGAGCAGUGGGUGCCUGCGCUUCGUGACGUUGGCUGACAAGGACCAGCACCACUCUUCCCGCACGAGGCUGGACCGGGAGAGGCUCAAGUCCUGCAUGCGGGAGCUGGAGAACAUGGGCCAGCAAGCCACGACCCUGCGGUCGCAGGUGAAGAGGAACACCAUGAAGGACAAGCUGAAGCUGGUGCAGAACUUCCUGCAGAAGCUCCGCUUCCUGGCGGACGAGCCCCAACACACCAUUCCCGACAUCUUCAUCUGGAUGAUGAGCAACAACAAACGCAUUGCCUACGCCCGCGUCCCUUCCAAGGACAUCCUGUACUCCAUCGUGGAUGAGGAGAUGGGCAAGGACUGCGCCAAAGUGAAGACCGUCUUCCUCAAGCUACCUGGGAAGAGGGGUUUUGGACCUGCCGGCUGGACGGUUCAGGCCAAGAUGGAGAUUUACUUGUGGCUGGGCCUCAACAAGCAGCGCAAAGACUUCCUGAGUGGCCUGCCCUGUGGCUUCGAGGAGAAGAAGAUCGCCAGAGGCCAAAACCUGCCGUCCUUCCCACCCAUCAGCCUCCUUUACACCAAGAAGCAGGUUUUCCAGUUGCGAGCCCACAUGUACCAGGCCAGGAGUUUAUUUGCUGCCGACAGCAGUGGCCUUUCGGAUCCCUUUGCCCGAGUCUUCUUCACCUCCCAGAGCCAAUGCACUGAGGUCCUCAAUGAGACCCUUUGCCCAACCUGGGACCAGCUGCUGGUCUUCGACAAUGUGGAGCUGUACGGAGAAGCCCACGAGAUGCGGGACGACCCCCCUAUAAUUGUCAUUGAGAUCUAUGACCAGGACACGGUGGGCAAAGCUGACUUCAUGGGCCGCACCUUUGCCAAACCGGUGGUGAAGAUGUCGGAUGAGCAGUACUGCCCACCGCGGUUCCCCCCGCAGCUGGAGUACUACCAGAUCUACAGGGGCAACUCCACCGCGGGCGACCUGCUGGCGGCCUUCGAGCUGCUCCAGAUUGGCCCUGGGGGCAAGUCGGACCUGCCCCCAAUCGACGGCCCCACAGACAUGGACCGGGGCCCCAUCCUGCCGGUGCCACUGGGGAUUCGGCCGGUGCUGAGUAAAUACAGAGUGGAGAUCUUGUUCUGGGGGCUCAGGGACCUGAAGAGAGUGAACCUGGCGCAGGUGGACCGGCCCCGGGUGGACAUCGAGUGCGCUGGGAAGGGGGUGCAGUCCGCCCUCAUCCAGAACUACAAGAAAAACCCCAACUUCAGCACUUUGGUCAAGUGGUUCGAAGUGGACCUCCCGGAGAACGAGCUGCUCCACCCGCCCCUGAACAUCAGGGUGGUGGACUGCCGUGCCUUCGGGCGCUACACCCUGGUGGGCUCCCACGCCGUCAGCUCCCUCCGAAAGUUCAUCUACCGCCCGCCAGACAAGAAGGCCCAGCACUGGAACAUGACGGCUAAACAUCUCAAAGGCUACCUGGCAAUGGCCAACGGGGCCCCUCGCUCUCGCCCCACAGGGGAGAUCGUUGUCAACAUGGAGCCUGAGGUUCCCAUCAAGAAGAUGGAGACCAUGGUGAAGCUGGAAGCUAACUCCGACGCGGUGGUGAAGGUGGACGUGACUGAGGAAGAGAAGGAGAAAAAGAAAAAGAAGAAGAAAGGAGGAGGAGGAGGAGGAGGGGCAGGAGGAGAGGAAGUAGAAGAGGAGGAGCCGGACGAGAGCAUGCUGGACUGGUGGUCCAAGUAUUUUGCUUCAAUUGAGACUAUGAAGGAGCAACUCCGGCAGCAGGAAGCAGCUGCAGCAGAAGCAGAGGAGAAGGAAGAAAUGGAGAUUGCAGAAGAAAUCAAACUUGAUGACUCUCCCAUGAAAGGCUUCAAGGGCCAGGCAAAGAACAAGGAGAAGUCCAAGGCACCCAAAGACGACAAGAAGAAGAAGCAGCAGUCGGUCCCUGAGCUUCCCGAGAAGAAGAGCAAGCAGAAGAUUGACGAGCUGAAGGUCUUCAACAAAGAGCUGGAAGCAGAGUUUGAUAACUUCGAGGACUGGCUGCACACCUUCAACCUGCUCCGUGGGAAGAUCGGGGACAACGACGACAACGCAACGGAAGAGGAGCGGAUAGUGGGGAGGUUCAAAGGCUCCAUGUGUGUCUACAAAGUGCCUCUCCCCGAUGAUAUCACCAAGGAGGCAGGAUACGACCCCACCUUCGGCAUGUUCCAGGGGAUCCCCAGCAACGACCCCAUCAACGUGCUGGUCCGAGUCUACGUUGUGCGGGCCACGGACCUGCACCCAGCUGACAUCAACGGGAAAGCUGACCCCUAUAUUGCCAUCAAGCUGGGGAAGACAGACAUCAAAGACAAGGAGAACUACAUCUCCAAGCAGUUGAACCCUGUCUUUGGAAAAUCCUUUGACAUUGAGGCCACCUUCCCCAUGGAGUCCAUGCUGACGGUGGCGGUGUACGACUGGGACCUGGUGGGGACAGAUGACCUCAUUGGGGAGACCAAGAUCGACCUGGAGAACCGCUACUACAGCAAGCACCGAGCUACGUGUGGGGUGUCACAGACUUACUCCAUGAAUCUCCCUCUUCCAUUGGCUGCUGAUGGGGAAGUCUGUGCUGUACCUUUACUCUUAAUGGGGUUUAGGAUCAAAAGAGAUGGGAAACGGCAACAGAAGGGGCUGAGGGGCACUGGUGGGGCUCAACACGGGUAUAACGUGUGGCGUGACCCCAUGAAGCCCUCACAAAUCCUGUCCAAGCUGUGCAAAGAGGGCAAGGUGGACGGGCCGCACUUCGGGCCAGGAGGAAGAGUGAAAGUGGCCAACAGGGUCUUCACCGGCCCCACGGAGAUCGAGGAUGAAAACGGUCAGAAGAAGCAGACCGACGAACACCUGGCCCUGACUGUGCUGCGCCACUGGGAGGACAUCCCACGGGCAGGCUGCAAGCUGGUCCCCGAGCACGUGGAGACGCGCCCGCUGCUGAACCCCGACAAACCGGGCAUCGAGCAGGGUCGCCUGGAGAUGUGGGUGGACAUGUUCCCCAUGGAUAUGCCAGCGCCUGGCCCUGCCAUCGAUAUUUCCCCCAGGAAACCAAAGAAAUACGAGCUCCGGGUGAUAGUGUGGAACACAGACGAGGUCAUCCUGGAGGACGACGACUACUUCACGGGCGAGAAAUCCAGCGACAUUUUUGUCCGGGGGUGGCUGAAGGGCCAGCAGGAGGACAAGCAAGACACGGACGUCCACUACCACUCGCUGACCGGUGAAGGCAACUUCAACUGGCGCUACAUCUUCCCCUUCGACUACCUGAUGGCGGAGGAGAAGAUUGUCAUCUCCAAGAAGGAGUCCAUGUUCUCCUGGGACGAGACCGAGUACAAGAUCCCGGCCCGGCUCACCCUGCAGGUGUGGGACGCCGACCACUUCUCGGCCGAUGAUUUCCUCGGGGCCAUCGAGCUGGACCUGAACCGCUUCCCCCGGGGAGCCAAGACGUCAAAGCAGUGCAGCCUGGAGAUGGUGACAAACGAGGCGGAGCUGCCCAUGGUCUCAAUCUUCAAGCAGAAGCGGGUGAAAGGCUGGUGGCCAUUUGUGGCCAGGGAUGAGAAUGAUGAGCUGGAGGUCACCGGGAAAGUCGAGGCUGAACUACACCUCCUGACUGCAGAGGAGGCAGAGAAAUCCCCCGCCGGGCUGGCUCGCAAUGAGCCUGACCCGCUGGAAAAACCCAACCGCCCAGACACGUCUUUCAUCUGGUUCCUCAACCCGCUCAAGUCCAUCAAAUACCUCAUCUGUACCCGCUACAAGUGGCUCAUCAUCAAAAUUGUGCUGGCCCUCUUGCUCCUCGUCAUGGUGGCCCUCUUCCUCUACAGCAUGCCAGGCUACAUGGUCAAGAAGCUCCUGGGGGCAUGAAGCAUGGGGACAGCCAGCCCCCAGCCCAGUGCCACCACCUGCCCCAGCCCCAUACCCUUCUCCUGCCCGCGGCCUCGCAGCAGCCUCGGGGGACAUCUCGCUGCUGCUGGCCCUCCUCUGCUGCAUUUCUCCAUGGAUCCCAUUUCUGGCUUCAUUCCCAGAGAAAUGGGUCUGGAGGAAAGCUUCAGCCCUGAGGCUGGGCAUCCCUUGCCUGGGCAGUGACCAGCUGGCCACUGCGGGGCACUCAGGCUGGGGGUCUUGGACCCCUUUGCCCAGUGGGGAAGGAGCCGGUGCUCUGCUGAGUGGGAAGUGGAGCUAGAGCUGAGGAUGCAUUACUGGAGCCGUGGGAGCACUCCCCAAAUGUUCUUUGAGGAACAUUGAGAAACGGAGCCCUGGGGCCGUGCAAGGGGCAGCCCUGCCCUGCUCUGCCCUCCCUGUGGCACUGGCAGAGGCAGGGAAGCAUCCAGCAGCACAAGCAUCUUCCCAGGGCCACCAACCCAGCACGGGUGCUGGCUGGACACCCCUGGGGCUCACAGGGAGCCACAGCCUCUGUCACCGCGUGAGCUCCCCCUGCCCGUCUCACUUGGGGCUUUGGUUUGUGCUCACCCAGAUGCACUGGGGCUGGGGCAUUUCUGGCUGUGUAUACUGGGGAAGGAGGGAGGGAAGGGCUCUCUUCUAAGCUCUCUGCCAUGCUCAGCUGUUGAAGACUCACCAUGCUCAGCUUCCAGUGUGCAAGACCCUCAUUUACUUCGGGAAUGACUCUCGGGGACGUUUUAAGGAUGCUGCUGUUGUAGUCUGUCAAUAAAGUCUCGGUUUCACUGCUGA
Messenger RNA from Oxyura jamaicensis (ruddy duck), 7112 nucleotides. RefSeq names its product otoferlin (gene OTOF). Gene Ontology annotation, molecular function: calcium ion binding; AP-2 adaptor complex binding. The transcript has 47 exons. The record is from RefSeq and is a predicted model, not a curated record. Bases 93 to 6287 code for a protein of 2064 amino acids. Gene Ontology annotation, cellular component: synaptic vesicle membrane; presynaptic active zone membrane. Lineage: Eukaryota; Metazoa; Chordata; Aves; Anseriformes; Anatidae. Gene Ontology annotation, biological process: plasma membrane organization; synaptic vesicle priming.